Messenger RNA from Silurus meridionalis, 2059 nucleotides. RefSeq names its product testis and ovary specific TOPAZ 1 (gene topaz1). The coding region runs from base 136 to 1518 and encodes 460 amino acids. Gene Ontology annotation, biological process: spermatocyte division; spermatid development. The record is from RefSeq and is a predicted model, not a curated record. The transcript is spliced from 10 exons. Lineage: Eukaryota; Metazoa; Chordata; Actinopteri; Siluriformes; Siluridae.
GCCCUCUCCUGAGUUUGUGAUGGCACUUUAUAAACAUGUUUACGAAAGAGGAAUCCAAAAUUUUGUACCAGAGCUCAUACUUCUCACCUCAAAGGUUGUAGAGGUCGGGUGUGAGUUUUCUUCGAGCAGUGCGAGAUGAUGCAGUUUCAUCUCGAGGCUUUGCACGUACCCAGACAUCAAAUGGAAAUUUUUUUGCCAGUGAAAUCCAGGGCUCUGACUAACAACCCACACACUGCUAAGCUGUCAGAUUUGGCUCAAGCUGUAGUCCGAGUGGAGCUGUGUAAGCAGAAAGAGGACUGGCUCGCUCUGAGCCACGUGUUCAGCACAGUGUGCGGCGGUCGUCACAGCAAAGAAGAGCUGUCCAGGUUCUGCUGUCGUGUGACUAUAGCGCUGCUGAAAGAACCUAAAGACAAACUUACACUGCCUUACCAACCAUUUGCUGAGUCAGUUUGUCAGGACGUGGCAUCAAAUAAAUUGGUUAAAUGCUUUCUGGGACGAAUAGGAGUCUCGCUGAUGUACAGCUACCACAGAGCUCAAGAUUGGAGCAAGGGCGUGAAACUGUUAAGCACCAUGUUUAGAUUACAGCUGGAAUUCAAUACGCUCAAAGGCCUCUUCAGUAGCGAAAGCGGAGCGUCUCGUUGUCAACACGUCACCGUUGCGACGGAGUUCUUCCUCAACAGCGGCAGCAUAGAGGGAGCGCUGAAUACCCUCAAAGCUAAUGAAUGGUUCGUGAGCUCAAGCGCAUGGCCGUGUGAGCAGGCAGACGUACAGAACCGCAGAAGAGUCCUGACUCUGCUCGCCGAGAAAACGUCAUACAGAGACACGCUGGAGGUCCUGAGUAACCUGCCCGGGCUCAAACAGCCAGUCGAUGGCGUUCAGGCGAGCGAGUACGAAACGGUGUUUAACGCACACCUCCGAAAGUGUGUGACGAACCAGGUGUUGCCGGUUGCGGCGGACACUUUCGAGUUCAUGCUGACUCACAAAAUCCAGCCGGACACGUCGGAACUUCAACAGCUCGUCCACAAACUGGGCAAACAGAACAGCUGGAUUCGUGCCAGGACUCUUUUCAAACGCGCACUUUCGGGUGGUUAUUACUCCGGAGUCGCGUGCGAGAACGACUCCUUGGCCCUGCCCUGUUGUCUCACAGAAAUCGAGAUGACUCUGGCAUUCGAGAUGUUCGUCACCUGCAUCUGCCUUCAAAAUCCCACUGACGCUUCCCAGCCACUGCUAAUCACACUGAAACGGCGAACUGGCAGCGAGGUGGCGCCGGAGAGCGUGUAUUUAGCAGCCGGAUGUCGUCUGCUUUCAGCAGCACGGAUACCAAACCCCAAACUGAGCAUUCGUUACACAGCCGUCACUCAAGAGCAGGAGCAGCUUUUUAAACUGGACCGUGGCUCGGCAGCAAAGUGGCUCUCGCACAACUGCAGCUGGGCUCAGAGGAUGUGGGCCGGCUCACACACACACACACUCACACACACAAACAAACCCAGCUUUUCAAUAAAUCAGUCACAAUCCUGAGAAAAGACAGAUGUUGAAAGACCUUCUGAGAAACUUAAUAACUAUAUAAAGCAAUAUGAAGCAACAGUUCCAUUUUUUUUCAGCGAUCAUCAGUGAAUUUGGAAAAAACUAAUUAAUUCUUUGAUAAAGAAAAAAUUCUGUCUUGUUUAGAAAAGACUGAAGGAACUCAAAGGAACAACGUGUGAUCAGAUUUGGUUGAUUUUUUUUUUUUAUUAUUAUCAUUUUUUUCUAAAUGCAAUUUAGAAUUGGAUAUAAAGUUUAUAUAUAAUGUUAGUUAUCCAAAGCACUUUGUAGAAUCAAACAGUUUACGCUGCAGCUUUUUUCUUUUUUGCACUUCCUUUGCAUAUGCUUUCAAAUUGUUGGAUAUUUUUGGAUACUGUUUUUUGAGUCUAUGUGCAGCAGUUUGUUUUCUAGUUAACUAAUGCAGAUAGAAAAAAAGAAAUUGCCAUUUUAGAACUGAGAAAAGUUUGUUUCGUUUGUUCUGGUUUGAAAUAUUGUUGCAAAUAUUUGGAAAUAAAUAAGUGGAAAAAGUUGUACAAGA